Messenger RNA from Rotaria socialis, 588 nucleotides. Lineage: Eukaryota; Metazoa; Rotifera; Eurotatoria; Philodinida; Philodinidae. The record is from the annotation of a GenBank genome assembly.
AUGCGUCCUGAUGCGUUAAGUGCCAUCGUUCACAAACGCUCAGAGACGCGUUACGACUCGAAAAAAAGUUACAUGGAUAUGGAUGAACGAGAGGGAUGGGAAGAAAGAAUGAUCGAUAGCAAAUUUGAAUUGUUACCUGUCGAUAUUCUUUUUGGAAUUGUUGCAUAUUUAUCGCCUGCCGAGAUUCUUCAAUCGUUUUUAUCAUUGAAUAAACGCUUUUCGAGAAUCAUUCGACAUCAAUAUGUAUGGCACAUAUGUAUUUAUGGCAAUUCAAUGUCAUUAUCAAUGUUCAAUAAUUUUUGUCAAAAUAUGUUAAAGUUGAUAGGACGUCGGCUUGUCUCAUUGCGCAUAACAUUAAACAAUGCCAUCGGUGGAUGGUCACUCGUUUCAUCAUCUCUGCAAUCUAAUCAGACAACAUUACUUCGACAUCUACAUUUGAUUAAUAUUGAACCAUUUGAAUUUGAUAAAUUAUUGUUUUUAUUACAUUGUUUCAGAUUUAUGUUUGAAACUAAUCAUAUUGUUAAGAUUACGAAUGAAAGAAAUGAAUGUUACCAUAGAAAAUUUCGCCAACACUUUUCUUUGAAAUGA